Messenger RNA from Equus quagga, 1569 nucleotides. It is a transcript of the gene BTN1A1, whose product is annotated as butyrophilin subfamily 1 member A1. The record is from RefSeq and is a predicted model, not a curated record. Gene Ontology annotation, molecular function: signaling receptor binding. Bases 1 to 1569 code for a protein of 522 amino acids. NCBI's taxonomy places the organism in Eukaryota, Metazoa, Chordata, Mammalia, Perissodactyla, Equidae. Gene Ontology annotation, cellular component: external side of plasma membrane. The transcript is spliced from 7 exons. Gene Ontology annotation, biological process: T cell receptor signaling pathway; regulation of cytokine production.
AUGGCAGGUUUCCCAAACUCCUGCCUCAUCACCCUCAUUUUCCUCUGGCUGCCCACGCUGGAUUCAGCUCACUUCGAUGUGAUUGGACCUCCGGAGCCCAUCUUGGCCAUAGUUGGGGAAGAUGCUGAGCUGCCCUGUCAUCUCUCUCCAAAUGUGAGUGCCGAGCACAUGGAGCUGCGGUGGUUUCGGAAGAAAGUCUCGCCCGCAGUGUUCGUGCACCGGGAAGGGCGGGAGCAGGAGGGAGAGCAGAUGGCUGAGUACCGGGGGAGAGCCACGCUGGUGAAGACCAACGUCACAGCGGGGCGCGUUGCUGUGAAGAUACACGGGGUCAAGGCCUCUGAUGAUGGGGAGUACCGAUGCUUUUUCAGGCAGGAAGAUAGCUUUGAGGAGGCAAUUGUGCAACUGAAGGUGGCUGCUCUGGGCUCUGAUCCUCAUAUCCAUAUGGAAGUUCAAGAAAGUGGAGAGAUCUGGCUGCAGUGCACCUCAGUGGGAUGGUACCCAGAGCCCCAGGUGCAAUGGAGAACUCCCAAGGGAGAAAAGUUUCCAUCCAUGUCAGAGGCCAGGAAUCCUGAUGAAGAAGGCUUGUUCACUGUGACAGCUUCAGUGGUCAUCAGGGACACCUCCAUGAAGAAUGUGUCCUGCUGUAUCCAGAACCUCCUUCUUGGCCAGGAGAAGGAAGGAGAGAUUUCCAUAGCAGUUCCCUUCUUCCCAAGACUGACUCCCUGGAUGGUGGCUGUAGCUGUCAUCUUGAUGGUCCUAGCACUUCUCACAAUUGGGUCCAUAUUUUUCACUUGGAGACUAUACAAGGAAAGAUCCAGACAGAGGAAGGAUACAUUCAGUUCUAAAGAGAAACUCCUGGAAGAACUCAAAUGGAAAAAGGCUACAUUGCAUGCAGUUGAUGUGACUCUGGAUCCAGACACCGCCCACCCUCACCUCUUUCUGUAUGAGGACUCAAAAUCUGUCCGACUAGAAGAUGCCCGUCAGAAACUGCCUGAGAAACCAGAGAGAUUUGACUCCUGGCCUUGUGUAUUGGGUCGUGAGGCCUUCACCUCAGGGAGACAUUACUGGGAGGUGGAAGUGGGAGACAGGACUGACUGGGCAAUUGGGGUGUGUAGGGAGAAUGUGAUGAAAAAAGGAUUUGACCCCAUGACUCCAGAGAAUGGGUUCUGGGCUGUGGAGUUGUACGGAAAUGGGUACUGGGCUCUCACCCCACUCCGGACCCCUCUCCCAUUGGCAGGACCCCCUCGCCGGGUUGGGAUUUUCCUGGACUAUGAGUCAGGAGACAUCUCCUUCUACAACAUGACUGAUGGAUCCCAUAUCUAUACUUUUCCCAACACCUCUUUCUCUGGUCCCCUCCGGCCCUUCUUCUGCCUGUGGUCCUGUGGUAAAAAGCCCCUGACCAUCUGCCCAAUCACUGAUGGGCCUGAGGAAGUCCUAGUAGUUGCUAAUGGCAAGGACCUUUCUAAGGAGAUCCCACUGUCCCCCAUGGGGGAGGACUCUGCCUCUGGGGAUACAGACACCCUCCAUUCUAAACUAAUCCCUACCCAGACCAACCAGGGGGCACCUUAA